CUAGAGUCAGUUGGGCUGAGACCCUGGGCCAACUGUCAGAAGGGGAAGGCUGAGGUGGAAGAGUUUGGGGCUGUGGCCAUGGAAUCCUCUGCAGGGCCUGGGACGCCUUUGCCCAAAUACUGCAGUGUGGCGAGGACCCUGAAGUCCCCUUCCUGGACUGGCCCUGCCCCUCCCUGGGGACUCUCCUUCACCUGCCCCUUUGCCAUUUGGCACAACCCACUCUCCAGAUAUGUGUCUUACCACCCAUGUCUCCACAUUGCUGACUCAGCAUGGCAGGGGCCUGGCUGGUUGAGAAGAGUGGGAAAUGCUGCUGACACAUGGGUCCUGGCAAGAAGGGGACCAGAUGGCUUUUAUUACCGGGCUCAGAUAAAGACUGCUCCAGAGUUGGAGAGAUGGGGGGCCCUGGUGGUGGAAUUCGAGGUUCCCCUCAUCACAGACCCAAAGCUGCCAGCCCAGCGGCAGAACGUGGUCUUAGAAGAUGAUGUCAUUCAGUUCUUGCCAUCCGUGGAAUGCUCGCUGCGACCUGGGGACAAGGUGCUUGCCCUCUGUGAGCCAGAUGAACAGCGGUAUGGCCCUGGCACCGUUCUCUUGGCCUCGGAGGCAGGAGACCCCCAGAGAGCAUCAAAAGGAGAAAUUACUGUUCACUUCUGGAAUGGCAAGACAGCUACUGUGCCUCGAGGCGGGGUCAGGUGGGUGCCCCCGGCUGUCUGGAAGAAGGCUGUGGAGAGGCUGCACAAGCCUUUCACCAAGGGGCGCCCCAGCACCCUUCUCUGGGCCCCUUGCUGCUCUCUGCUGGGACCAGCCACGGGGUGUGUCACCAACGGGCUUUUUCUGGGCACUCCAUCCCUGUGUCUUCCCUGCGUCCCCCAGGCCUGCUGCCAACUGCUAUGCCAGGGCUGCCUCUGCUCUUGCCCCUUGGCUGGACCUACCUGGUGGCCUCUAGCCAGGGCCUCGGGGGUCACAGCCAAAGAACAUCCAGAGGUGGAACUGAAGCCCAUGGCACAGCAUUUGCCCCUAGACAGUCCCAGAGAAGAGGAAGGAGCAGUGCAAGCUCCCCUGGGUGUUUCUUCUUCUUCCUCUUCCUCUGAAGAGGAUUUGGAGAAUGAUCUGCAGAUGGGCCUCCCCCAGAGGCUGACAGUGGACAGCACAGUCAACACAGACCCCAUCCUUCUUGAGAAGUCUCCGAGGAGAAAAGGUGGCCUCUGCCAGCCCGAGUGGAGGUACUGGAGGAGAAACAGGUCUGAGUCGCAUCCUGGGAAGCCAGGAACAAGACAUGGAUCCAUCUGGAGAGAAAAGAGGGACAACAAACCACCAAGGGUACAGAGUGUAGUGCUGGGGAAUACGAAGGAGCUGGUCCUGGAAGCAAGCGGCAUGAAGCCACCACAGAUCGUGCCAGAGGACGGUGAACACAGAAAAUGGCGUCAGGGAACAGUGACACAGCAAAAGGACCAGGACGCCCUCAGAUUGAAAGCCCAGAGCAGCCAGGAAGGCAAAAGAGCAGUGGUGAUAACUACCUGAGGAGGUGCUGCUAAGUGGCCACCAAG
This is a messenger RNA of Lontra canadensis (Northern American river otter), 1544 nucleotides long. It is a transcript of the gene CUNH11orf16, whose product is annotated as chromosome unknown C11orf16 homolog. The record is from RefSeq and is a predicted model, not a curated record. The transcript is spliced from 7 exons. Lineage: Eukaryota; Metazoa; Chordata; Mammalia; Carnivora; Mustelidae. Bases 79 to 1518 code for a protein of 479 amino acids.